CAAAGGCGAGUCGAGGGCGGCGUCGCGGCGGCCGGGGUCGUUGGGCAGAGCCCGUCGGCGCUCCCCGCGAUGGCCUCGUCGGUGUUCUGCUGCCUGCGCUGCUGCCGCGACGGCGGGACGGGCCACAUCCCCCUGAAGGAGAUGCCGGCCGUGCAGCUGGACACGCAGCACAUGGGAACAGAUGUUGUCAUUGUGAAAAAUGGAAGAAGAAUAUGUGGAACUGGCGGUUGUUUAGCCAGUGCACCUUUACAUCAAAACAAAAGUUACUUUGAGUUCAAAAUUCAGUCCACAGGAAUCUGGGGGAUUGGCGUUGCAACUCAGAAAGUUAACUUGAAUCAAAUUCCUCUUGGGCGUGAUGUGCACAGCCUAGUGAUGAGAAAUGAUGGAGCCCUGUACCACAACAAUGAGGAGAAGAACCGACUGCCAGCCAACAGUCUUCCACAGGAGGGAGAUGUGGUGGGUAUUACAUAUGACCAUGUAGAAUUAAAUGUAUAUUUGAAUGGAAAAAACAUGCAUUGUCCAGCAUCAGGUAUACGUGGGACAGUAUAUCCAGUUGUUUAUGUUGAUGACAGUGCUAUUUUGGAUUGCCAGUUCAGUGAAUUUUAUCAUACUCCUCCACCUGGUUUUGAAAAAAUAUUAUUUGAGCAGCAGAUCUUCUGAAUGUACCUCUUUUUUGCAACUUGUAUUUCUGCAGUGUUUCAAAUGUUUACCAUUUAAUAAAGCUUUAUCUGACCUAUAAAUAAAAAUAUACUCUUAAAAAUAUGCUUGUAAUGUUACUCAAGGAACAAGGUAUAGUAUAGUCACUGUGUAUACCACCUGGAAGUUGUCAUUUGAAAUACUUAACAUUUUGAGAUAGGAAAUCAGCAUUUUGGGUGGUCUGUUUAAUUCUUACUUAAAUAUAAAUAUGAGUUUGAUUUAAAGCAUUCAGUGCAAAUAUUGUAUAAAGAUAUUUAAAAGGAAAUAUUUCGUAUACCGGUACAAAAUAUUUGUUUUGACAGAGAUGCACAGUUGGCUUGGCUUUUUAUCAUUCUCAAGUUUAAAACUCAUUGUUUUUAGUUUGCACCUUAGUAAUGUUUUGUCUUGAUAUCUUUUUUUAUAUAGUAUAACCAAGUGUCAGAAAUCUAUAUGUUGGAAACUUAAUAUUUGGUAAUUUAUUUAUUGUGUGAUUUGCUACCUAACCUUCAAGUUGUAUGUCGUUGCUUUUGAUUUGCUUUAUGAAAGGAGGUAAAUGUCUCAAUAAUUGUCAGCAUUUUGUUGAAGACCAUUAUGCUGUGUUACUGCAAAAUCCAAAAAAGAACUGAUUGAUUAGUGAUGUAGUUACACACUGGUGGUCAGAAAAUGUGUAUGAUAUUGUAAACUUUGAUGUAAAUGAGAUUAUUCUUUUAAAAUUUUUAUUUGCAUUUGUUAUUUUUUGUAAGAACUAAUAAAAUAAUAGUAAUUAA
Molecule: messenger RNA, 1442 nt
Organism: Suncus etruscus (white-toothed pygmy shrew)
Lineage: Eukaryota; Metazoa; Chordata; Mammalia; Eulipotyphla; Soricidae
Gene: SPRYD7
Product: SPRY domain containing 7
Exons: 5
Coding region: 70-660 (196 amino acids)
Molecular function (GO): protein binding
Source: RefSeq, a predicted model, not a curated record